CGGCGGGCGGGGGGUGCUCCCGCUCCGCGCUCCGGGUCCCUGUCUCGGGGCGGCGGCGGGGGAUGGAGCCGGCUCUCUCUGCCUUCGGCCGCUCAGCUGGUGCUGUCUUUGCUUUCUGCUUUCCAGAAAAUAGCAUUGUCCCUGUGUCCUGCAGCCAUCAAGAUUUUAAGACGACUGGUUUUUAGUCUUUGGUAACAUGGCAAAAGAUGCUGGACUAAUUGAAGCCAAUGGAGAGCUUAAGGUGUUUAUAGACCAAAACCUAAGUCCUGGAAAAGGGGUUGUUUCUCUAUUGGCUGUUCAUCCUUCUACAGUAAAUACAAUUGGAAAACAGCUCCUGCCAAAAACAUUUGGACAGUCUAAUGUCAACAUUGCACAACAAGUGGUUAUCGGUACACCUCAGAGACCUUCAGCACAGAACACCAUCCUGGUAGGAAGUCCACACACACCUAACACACAUUUUGCAUCACAGAACCAGACUGGAGAUUCUUCACCUUGGUCUGCUGGGAAGCGGAACAAAAAAGGCGAGAAGAAUGGCAAGGGUUUACGUCAUUUCUCUAUGAAGGUUUGUGAGAAGGUACAGAGAAAAGGAACCACCUCAUACAAUGAGGUGGCAGACGAGUUGGUUGCAGAAUUCACUACCACUGAUAAUCACAUUUCACCAAAUGAAUCACAGGCUUAUGACCAGAAGAAUAUUAGACGACGUGUCUAUGAUGCCUUAAAUGUCCUUAUGGCCAUGAACAUUAUCUCUAAGGAGAAAAAGGAAAUCAAAUGGAUUGGUCUACCUACUAACUCGGCUCAGGAAUGUCAGAAUUUGGAGGUGGAGAAACAGAGAAGAAUUGAAAGAAUAAAGCAAAAGCAGUCUCAGCUACAAGAACUCAUUCUACAGCAAAUUGCCUUUAAGAACCUGGUGCAGCGGAACCGUCAAGCAGAGCAGCAGGCAAACCGACCUCCCCCCUCCAAUUCUGUCAUCCAUCUGCCUUUUAUCAUUGUCAACACCAGCAAGAAGACAGUGAUCGACUGCAGUAUUUCAAAUGACAAGUUUGAAUAUCUAUUUAAUUUUGACAAUACGUUUGAAAUUCAUGAUGAUAUAGAAGUACUAAAACGAAUGGGAAUGGCUUGUGGGCUAGAAUCUGGAAGCUGUUCAGCAGAGGACCUAAAAAUUGCAAGGAGUUUGGUUCCUAAAGCUCUGCAACCAUAUGUGACAGAAAUGGCUCAGGGAUCAAUCAGCAGUGUAUAUGUCACAUCUUCAUCAGGUUCUGCAUCAAACGGCACAAGAUUUCCAGCCAGUGACUUUUCCAAUGGUGGAGAUGGAAUGUUGGCUACAAGUUCCAAUGGAUCUCAGUAUAGUGGCUCCAGAGUUGAAACACCAGUUUCUUAUGUUGGGGAUGACGAUGAUGAUGACGAUGAUUUUAAUGAAAAUGAUGAUGACGACUGAUGCCCUUUGCUUGUAGACUAUUUUUUUGUUAAAAUUCAGCAGGCUUCAGGAAUAAAUUGUUCUAGGGAGAAGUGUCUCAAAUUACUUUGCCCCAUCCCCCAAGGAGAAUAUUGGUAAGCAGUUCUGAGUUUAGAAAUUGCACCUCUGAUAAGCAAACAAGGAUUGUUUUAUGUAGGAUAUUUUUAAAUGUGGUGUGGAUGUGUGUUUUUGAUACCAGUGUGUUAAUGCAGAGCCUUUAUUUACUCUUGUUUUAGGGGUUUUUGGUUUGUUGGUUGUUUUUUGUUUGGGAUUUCUUUUUUACUUGAAGGAAAAAGAAUUUUGCCCCAAAUGUUCUUUCAAAGUUUGCUAAAGAAAAUGUAGACACAUCAUUGAGAAAUAAAAUACUAUCCUUCUGUGGAAAAUGAA
Molecule: messenger RNA, 1840 nt
Organism: Melospiza melodia melodia
Lineage: Eukaryota; Metazoa; Chordata; Aves; Passeriformes; Passerellidae
Gene: TFDP1
Product: transcription factor Dp-1
Exons: 12
Coding region: 197-1435 (412 amino acids)
Biological process (GO): regulation of cell cycle; regulation of transcription by RNA polymerase II
Cellular component (GO): nucleus; transcription regulator complex
Molecular function (GO): RNA polymerase II transcription regulatory region sequence-specific DNA binding; DNA-binding transcription factor activity, RNA polymerase II-specific
Source: RefSeq, a predicted model, not a curated record